AUGGAUGACCAAAAUGUGCCCAAAACCGAGGAUGGCGAGACGCCUUCUCAAGAGAUAGACUUCGUCACCUUAGGAAUGUUUAUUAUAGAUGAAAUUGAAUAUCAGCCGCCGCAACCCCCGGUAAGAGAUAUCCUCGGCGGUGCCGGCACCUACUCCGCCCUAGGGGCACGGUUGUUCUCACCGCCGCCGCUCUCAAACACUGUAGGUUGGAUCAUCGACAAAGGUUCCGACUUCCCGGAAGCCCUACAAGACCUCAUAUCCACCUGGGAGACCUCCGUGCUGAUCCGGCCUACGCCCGAGCGUCUUACUACACGCGGCUGGAAUGGCUAUGACGAGCAUCAGAAUCGUGCCUUCCGCUAUAUGACCCCCAAGAAGCGCCUGACCGCCGAGGAUCUCACGCCAACUCUACUCGCCUCCCGUUCCUUUCAUCUCAUCUGCUCGCCGACUCGGUGCCGCGAACUCGUGACCGAGAUCCGCGCUAGGCGGAGCGGUCUGAGCAGCGCAGAUGGUGGCCCCUUACCCAGGCCUAUCUUCAUCUGGGAGCCCGUACCGGAUCUGUGUACCUCGGACGAGCUAUUAAACUGUACUAACACCCUCCCUCACAUCGACGUUAUGAGCCCAAACCACUCCGAACUAGCCGGCUUUAUGGGCGACUCGGGGCUAGACCCAGAAACGGGUGAGAUUAGUACGAAAGCUAUCGAGCGCGCCUGCGAGCAGCUGUUAGGUUCCAUGCCGCUGCAGUCCUUCGCCAUCGUGGUCCGCGCCGGCGAGAAGGGCUGUUACCUAGCGCGGAACGGCGGGCGAAAGCGCAAAGUCCCCGGCAAGCAGCCGAAGCGCAAGAAGCCUUCCGCUUUGCUACAUGGCGGCUUGCAGCCUGAUACGGACAUGGAGGCGCUAUUCGCGGGGCUCCUGCAGGACCCCGAGGGCAUGGUCGCCCGCGAGGAAAUCGAAGUCGACCCGGGCGUCGAGCGCUGGCUCCCCGCAUACCACGCCGGCUCUCCCGACCGCGUCGUCGACCCUACCGGCGGCGGCAAUACUUUCCUCGGCGCCCUAGCCGUCGCCUUGGCCAGGGGGAAGAGCCUCGAAGAGGCAGCCGCGUGGGGCAGCGUCGCGGCCAGCUUCGCCAUCGAGCAAGUCGGCACGCCGACGCUAGGGAUGACGGAAGGCGGCGAAACGUGGAACGGAGUCCGCGUCGAUGAUAGGUUCCAAGAAUUCAAGGAUAGGCUGGCUUUCACUAGCUAG
Molecule: messenger RNA, 1242 nt
Organism: Daldinia vernicosa
Lineage: Eukaryota; Fungi; Ascomycota; Sordariomycetes; Xylariales; Hypoxylaceae
Product: Ribokinase-like protein
Exons: 2
Coding region: 1-1242 (413 amino acids)
Source: RefSeq, a predicted model, not a curated record